CAUAAAUAUUAGACGGACAAGUGCUAGCAUAUGUAGCUAGCUGCAUCGAAAACGUUAGUUCCAUAUGUAGUCGUGCAAAGAAUGUUGGUUUAAAUAGAAAUCUUUAAUUGUUUUGUAUGAAAUGAUUAGAGUUUUGCGCUCGAACAGCACAUGCAUCUUAAGCAAUAGUUUAUUCGGCCCAUAUUAUCUGAAUCCACUAAGACUGGGAGGAUGUCUCUGGUACAGCACAGCUGAUCCAGACUUGGAAGUUGAAUUUCCGAGGGUUUUACGUACUGGUCGAAGCAACCAGGUAAAGUCAGGACCACAGAGGCAGUUGUGCCAAGUUGUGCUGGACCACUUUGACAAGCAGUACAAUGAAGAGCUCGGUGAGCUGUGGACCAAAGCAAGGGCUGUGCUGCUGGAUCCUCGGUGCUGGCAGUAUGGAUUAAUGCUGAACCGUUUCACUGAGCUGGGUGAACUCAGCCAGGCCCUCCAGGCCCAAGGCUUCUCCAGCCUCCUGCCUGAGGACUGUGGAUCUGGCUCCCUGCGCUGUUUGGUGCACCCUGCCCAGAAUCGGUUUCCCUCCCAAAAGCACCGGCCUGGCCACCUCAAGCAGCUGUACCUGCUGAACGCCGCCUCACUGCUGCCUGUGCUGGCCCUCGGGGUGCGGGAUGGGGACAGGGUGCUGGACUUGUGCUCUGCCCCAGGGGGCAAAGCCGUGGCUAUCCUGCAGAGUGCCACCCCAGGACUGCUGCACUGUAACGAAUGGGACGGCGAGAGGUGGAGAUGGCUGCGGGACACCCUGCAGUCCUUCGUCCCGCCCGCCCUAAUGGAGGCCGUCGGGGUGCUUAAUCUGGACGGGAGAGUCUUGGGGCGCCGCGAGGCGGGCGCGUAUGACAAGGUGCUGGUAGACGCUCCAUGCUCAAAUGACCGCAGUUGGCUGUACACGUCCCAGCCUAAGCAGGGUGCGCUGUGGCUGCAGGAGAGAGCCAAACUCCCCGAGCUACAGAAAGAGCUGCUGAGCUCAGCGUUGGCGGCGGCGCGUCCCGGAGGUUCGGUGGUGUACUCCACCUGCACGCUGUCCCGCGCGGAGAACGGCGCGGUAGUGGAGGCGGUCCUGGCAUCCUGUCCGGACGCACAGCCACAGGACCUGGGGUGGCUGGCCCACGCCCUGUCCCACCGCUUCACCUUCGCCCCCAACUCCCCCCACGGGCUCCUGGUGGUCCCGGACCAGGGCAGGACCUGGGGGCCCAUGUUCCUGGCCAAACUGAAAAAACUGUGACUGCUCUGUGCCUUAUCUGAGGAGUACGGUAUGUAUUGUGUGAUAUGUGAUGUUAUGAAAGGCAGGUUUUACCACCCCCAACGCUGGAUGCAGUCACCUUUAGAACAAACCAGAGUAAAACAGUAUGGUAAUGUAACUUUGUAAACAGAAACAUGAAUGUUGAUAUUUCCCCAUCCUUUUAUAAAAAUGUGUAUCAUUUCGGUCCCACUGUAAUGUGUGAGCAAUUUGGUUUUGAUGUCAUUUAAAUGGUUUGGUUUUUAAGUCAUUUUGUAAAAACUUUGUUCAUAAUGUGAAGAGCCUUGACCAGUUUCAUUGUGCCAUUCUCUCGACACCAAAUAUACUGUACAUCAUUGGCAUGUUAUUCAUAGACACUGUUGUCUGUCCCAAACAGGUUCUUAAUAAAUAUUGAUUGGUUAAUAUGUGCCAGCCGAAAUUGUGGGACCAGUACAAUAAGUAAAAUUCCGAGGCUAUUUUCUGGAAGAAUCUCUGAUAACAGGUCUGCAUUUCUGGUAGUUAUCUGCACUCUGUGAACCUUACAGCCAUACAGCUAUCACACUGAAUGAGCUACGAUGCCUCUCAGUAAUUCCCUUCUAAAUUUCUCAUAGAUUAAAAUAAAAAUGAAUCUAGUUCAGCUGUGUAAUAGAAUCAAUGAAUUGGAGGAAGUGUCCACGCUUUUAGCUCAAGGUGGCUGUAAUUUUCCCCCCCUCUCUGCUCCUGAGGAGGGAAAAGGCAACAAAUAAAGGAUUCUUGUCAGGUAGUCUGCUGCUCUCUGUUUGAGAAGAAUAGCAGGUGCGGCACCUUGCCCUUCAGGUUGCCAAGUUGGGCUGCGGUUGCCCUUUAAAUCAUAGUUCAAUUCAUUCGAGCAGGAAAUGAAUUGUCAUCCUUCAGCAGUAUGGUACCCCGGUAAUGUGAUCAAAUGUGAAUACCAGUUUUAAAGAUUGCAAAUAGUUUCUGGACUGACAAAUGGUUUUGGCUGGUGAAACUAAAAUAGCUGCUGACAUUUUGACUCUCUUCCCGCAACCUCAGUAUUUUAUAAUAACAGAGGCUGACAAGGACAUCCUAUGGUUCCUGGAGUUUUUAGCUAAGACAAGUUAAGAGCGGGUUGUCGACCUUCAGCUUUUGAGUGGAGCCAUAGCCACACGUUGUGUGGUCGAAAACAUAUUUCUUAUAGGGAGGCCUAAUAACAUCUUCUGCGAAGGUCAGAUGUCCAAACUUGCAAAUUGGCAUCCGCAUCUUAUUCUGUCCAAUUGAAAUGUGUCAAUCUCCUGUCACCUUAUACAGAUCCAGAGGUACAUAGCAGAAGUAGUUUGGCCAAAAUGACCAGUUGUCAUGGGAGUGAGGUAUUGGUUGGGGAGGAAUAGAGGGCAUUGGUUCCUUGUAUCUAUGGCAGAAACAAAACAACAACAAACACCUCUUAGCCAAGGCCUGUCCACUGCUUUUCCUGUCUCCAUCGAUCCUUGCAGAUGGGUGUGUUUCUGAAUCUGUGAAAACGAGCUUUGAUAACCCGGGUGCGUGCCCAGUAGGAGGAGGUGGUUGGGAGGGGCUCAGACACAGUGAUUCAUGACGGGCUCCCCGUGCCACGUCUCCACUCUGCUGGAGUGCUUUCACCAGCUCGCUCCGCACUUAUUUGUCAAACAUAUGACUAAUAAUUACAUCUGAACUCAUGUUUUUUCCCCUCAUCCUUUUGCCCAGAAUUAGCCGGGAUCCAUGUAUAGCCAAACCUCUGUUGUUUUGAUACGGGGCUUUUGCUGGUCACUUGAUUGUAGUGUGACUUUAGUAUGACCUCCAUUUUUUUCUGCCUGCUGAUGCAGAUGGUUUUCAUGACAUCUUUCAGUUUUAAAAAUAGCAGGGUUUAGAUUGACAUCAUGUUACAGAGUGGCUUCAGAUUAUACACACGCACAAAAAUGUGUGUGCUUGUUUGUGUGGGAAGGGGGGGGGUGUAAGAUAUGACUUGGUAUUGAUAUAUUUUGUUGACUAAUGCAUAAGGUUUUCCUUAACACCAAACAAUAAUAAUGAAAUCAGGGAAUUCAAGAAGUUUUAAGGCCCAUUGUCUUUGAUUGAAUUUUGCCCCCCCUGCAUAUAAAUGUGUGUGCCAAUAGAUACGGCAUGCAGUCAUUCACCCAUUUUCAACAUUUGGAUAAAAUGCUUGAGGCCUGCAGUGGCGUUCUACUCCUUGUCUCUAAGUUAGUGCAGUUUUAUUAUUAGACUCGAAUGAAGGACUGUUACAACAGGGAAGAAAAAUGAAUUUGGUGAUAGCUUUGAGUUGAAGAGUUUAAAACUUAUUGGAAAACUCCAGUGUUGAACAUUGAGCAAUAUUACUUCUGUGGUUGAAGGUAGCUGUUACAAAGCUGACAUUUAAAAAUUCCAAAAGGGAAACUACGUGUUAAAUCCAUGUACUGUUACUUAUUUUUAAUGUGGUAGCAAAUUUAACAAACUAUAGACUGCCAAAGCUGGUCUUCGGGCAUGGAAUAGUAAUAAAAUUACAUUGUCUGGACAUUGUAGGCAAUUUUAUUUAUUUUUUUUUUUUUAAAAGAGUAUGUGGCAUAGCUCUGCUUCUCCCUGUUUCAAUAAAGUGAAAGAAUGCACAAAGCAGACUGACUGCUGUCCUUUAAAAAAAGAAAAAGGGGGAUAGGGGAAGAUAUCUCAUUGACAUGCAAAAUGACUUGAUUUAUCGAGGGAAAAGACCCUGGAACUGUAAUAUGUUAUUUCCAAAUUGUAAAAAUAAAGACAAGUAGUAGUGAGAUGUGGAUUGGAGUUCUUCCCACGUAUGGCUUCAGGAAUAAUUAGCCUAAAUCUUGGGGCUGUACAAAUGUGUUACGGUAAUGGAGGAAUUCAUAAUUAAGAUGGCAGCAUCACAUUGCCAGAAGGAAAAGCAGGAAGCAUUUGUAUCCCCUCAGAAAACCUUCUCCGUGUGAGCAGUCAGAUUAUAACUGGGGGGCUGGAGUGAUAGUACUGCUGUUCAUAUAGAACAGAGCCUUUUGACAAGACAAAAACAUACUCUGUACCUCUGUACUUCAGUCCCAGUUUUAGCCAUGGUGAAAAAGUCUUCCAGCUUUUUACUGACUAUGCCACUUCUUAAAAUAAGCCAGUUAGUCGGGCCUACCUGUCUGUCUGUUCUGUGCUAGUUUUGGUAAUGGCUUUGAGUUGCAAUGUGUAGGACGUAUUUCAGUAUACUGUAGUGGAUUUGGCACGUGGACUUCUGUGAACAUUCAGCUAACAAUGUGUGGUUUCUGGAACUUUACCAGAGAGUAAAGGGUGAGCCUUCCCGACAUGCAAAUUUGUUCAGUUUCCUGGAUGUCCCAUAUACUGUAAUUUGGCAGCGCAGAUGAUAUUGAUCAUUAUUCUGAUAAAAAUCAUCAGAGUGAUACUGUUAGUAUCUCCGUUCUAUUUUCCAUGACAGCAGCAUUAAAAGUCUUCAUAAAGUUUCACAUUACUCAAGUUGUUGUUUCUUAUUACGGUGAAGAAAUUGCUAUUUCAAGCCCAUUUCGAAUGAACCUCUAGCAUUAAAUUAAAUCCAUUAGCCUCCACUUGUGCUGGGUCACAGAGCUAAAAGAUGCGAAUGUUGCAUUUACUUACAUAAACAUUUCACUUCCUCGUGAAUGACUCCAAAUGAGCACAGCGCACCUCACAAUCAAGGCUGUUUCAGAUUUGUCGCCCACUGGUGCGAACCUUGUGUGUUGCCUUAAUGUAUAUCAGCGUAGAGCCGGUUCCCAGAAAUGAUCCAGUGGAGGGGCCUCCUUGAACACAAUGCACUGAAGAACACAGCACGGCGUUCAACACAGGAGCUGCCACUGGUCAUUUCUGUGAAAGAUUCAACAAUGGCAAUUUUCCAGCAUGAGGUAAUUGCACAGCGCUAGAGACCAGACCCCCACAGCAUUAUCUUUGCCUCUUCAACUGUGAUAAAGAGCAUUUAGCCAAAGAAGCCUAUGUGCAGUGGUUCUAAAAAGAUUUUAUUUAACGGGCUGGGCACAUUGUGAGGUAAUGAUGUGAAAAAAGAGGCUAGCAAAGGUGCUGGGAUAUAAGCUGUAAUAUUCAAUG
Molecule: messenger RNA, 5299 nt
Organism: Anguilla anguilla (European eel)
Lineage: Eukaryota; Metazoa; Chordata; Actinopteri; Anguilliformes; Anguillidae
Gene: nsun3
Product: NOP2/Sun RNA methyltransferase 3
Exons: 6
Coding region: 122-1261 (379 amino acids)
Biological process (GO): rRNA methylation
Cellular component (GO): mitochondrial large ribosomal subunit
Molecular function (GO): methyltransferase activity
Source: RefSeq, a predicted model, not a curated record